CUCUUCUGAAGUUAGCAGUGGGAGGGCACAUUGAAGUGGAGAGCAGGGGGGAAAGAGUAGACUGAGGAACUACAGACUGAGGAACUAACUCAUAACAGAACUCUGAAUCAUCUGUCCCAUGUGUCCGCACCUCCAGUCUGUCUCUCCCCGUUUGUCUGCCUGUGCCUCCUGCCUGUUCCACCAUGGAAAACACCCUGCUCAGUCUCCUGCUUUUCACCUCAAUCCGCUCAUGCCUGGUUUUAGCGGGCAUGGAUUCCUGCUACGAUGAAGAGGGUUCCCUCAGUCGCUGCCUGCCAAAGUUUGAGAAUGCAGCCUUUAACAAGACCGUGAUGGCCUCCAACGUGUGCGGUCUUCCUCCUGAGGACUACUGCAUGCAGGCUGGUCCCAUGCGCUCCUGCCACCGUUGCGAUGCAUCGGACCCCCAGCAGCACCACAACGUCACCUACCUGACUGACUUCCACAGCGAUGAGGAGCCCACAUGGUGGCAGAGCCAGUCUAUGUUCUACAGAAUACAGCACCCCAGGUCCGUCAACCUCACCCUGCACUUGGGGAAAGCAUUUGAGGUCACAUACAUCCGGCUGAAGUUCCACACCAGUCGCCCAGAGAGCUUCGCUAUCUAUAAGCGCUCAAAAGAAGGAGGGCCCUGGCUACCGUACCAGUACUACAGCUCAUCCUGUGAAAAGACAUAUGGAAAAGAUGCCAAGGGAUACAUCCGUCCUGGAGAUGAUGAAAGAACAGCCCUCUGCACAGACGAGUUCAGUGAUAUCUCACCACUGACGGGUGGAAAUGUGGCAUUCUCCACACUUGAGGGGCGUCCAAGUGCCUACAACUUUGACCAGAGCCCAGUGCUUCAGGAGUGGGUGACAGCCACAGACCUGCUCAUCUCAUUAGACAGACUGAACACCUUUGGAGAUGAGUUCUUCAAGGACGCCAAGGUCCUCCGUUCCUACUACUACUCCAUCUCUGAUUUUUCUGUGGGAGCCAGGUGCAAAUGCAACGGCCAUGCAAGUGAGUGUGUGACUGGGGACGACGGGAAGCUGGUCUGUGCCUGCCAGCAUCAUACCGAUGGAAUAGACUGCCAAAAAUGUCAGCCAUUUUACCAGGACAGGCCAUGGGCAAGAGCAACUGCUGAUUCAGCCAAUGAGUGCCGAUUGUGUAACUGCAGUGGCCAGACAGAUGAGUGUGUGUUCGACUCAGAGCUAUAUCGCAGUACAGGCAGCGGGGGCCUCUGUGUGAACUGCCGGGACAACACAGAUGGCCCACACUGUGAACGCUGCAAGGACAACUUCUAUCGCAUUUCCCAAGAGGAUGGAUGCCUACCCUGCAACUGCAGCAUCCUGGGGUCCUCAAGCCUGCAGUGUGGGAAUGACGGAGUGUGUCACUGCAGACAGAGUGUAACCGGGGAGAAAUGUGACAACUGUCAGGCCGGAUUCCACUCACUGGGGCCCGCCGGCUGCAGGCCGUGUGAGUGUCAUCCUUCCGGCAGUGUGAGUGUCUGCUCUCCUUUGGAUGGACGGUGUCCCUGCAAGGAAAACGUCGAGGGACACACAUGUGACAGGUGUAAGCCUGGCUCGUUUAACCUGGUGUCUGACAACCCUGUGGGCUGUGAGAGCUGCUUCUGCUUUGGCCACUCAGUGGCCUGCAAGUCCUCCUCCCACUACUCAGCAAUCAGCAUCACCUCUGACUUUGUGGAAGACCCAGAUGGCUGGAUAGGGGAGUUCUAUAGUGAGCUGGAGUCUCCAUUGAUCUGGAAAGAGGGGGAGGUGUACCUGCUGCCCUACAGUGAGGAUGACAUUGGCUUCUAUAAUGCCCCAGAGAAGUUUUUGGGGAACCAGCUGCUCAGCUAUGGCCAGCUGCUUGCAAUCACCUUUGUGGCAGAGAGCCCAGAGCUCCUUCCACAGCAACUGACUGUGGUCCUUCAGGGAUCUGAUGUCUCUGUCUCUGCCGACCUUUCACCUGAGCCCAGCCUUCACUCUGUUCAAGCUCCCCAGCACACCUUCUCUCUCAGGCUGAAUGACAGGGGAGGGGGACUGAGGCCCUCUUUGUCUGCACUGGAGUUCCGGCAACUUCUCUUCAAUCUCACUGCUCUAAAAAUCAGCAAUGCUGGGGGACACAACUACACCUCGCAGCUGUCGAGAGUCACUUUGGGCUCAGCCGCCCCCUCCCACAGCCCCUACGCCCCCGCUCCCUGGGUGGAGGAGUGCACCUGUCCCCCAGGCCACGUGGGACAGUUCUGUGAGCGCUGCGCCCCAGGGUACAAGAGGGAAGUCCCCAAUGGUAGCGCCUUUGUCCGCUGCGUGCCCUGCACCUGCAACCAACAUGGAGACUGCCACCCGGAGACAGGUGUUUGUCAGUGCACAGACUUCACCACAGGACCUGCCUGUGAGCUCUGCAUGGAUGGUUACUAUGGAAAUGCUUUGAUGGGCAGCUCAGGCAACUGCCAACCCUGUCCCUGCCCAGAACAGACCAGCUGUGCCCAGGUUCCAGAGUCUGGGGAGGUGGUCUGUACCAAUUGCCCUCCUGGUCGAAGGGGUACAAGGUGUGAAAUUUGUGAUGAUGGUUUCUAUGGAGACCCCAUGGGAAAAUCUGGUGUACCAAGGCCCUGCACUCCCUGCAAUUGUCACGGCAACGUUGACCCAAAUGCAGUGGGCGUGUGUGACCACUUGACAGGCCGCUGCCUUAAGUGCUUACACCAUACAGAGGGUGACCAUUGCCAGCGCUGCCAACAGGGUUACUAUGGAAACGCACUGGACCAGAACACCAACAAGUGUGAACCUUGCAGGUGUAACCCAGCAGGAGUUGUUGGAUCGUUAGAAGACUGUCAUCCUCAAACGGGUCAGUGUUUAUGCCUGGGUCAUGUGACCGGGCGAGACUGCGGCCACUGUGCGACUGGUUACUUCAAUCUGAGGCCCGGGCUGGGAUGUGAGAAAUGUAACUGUAAUCCCAUUGGGUCUUCCUCCCCUGCUUGUCACCCAAUCACGGGGCAGUGUGUGUGUCGCCCAGGAGUGGAGGGGCUUGUGUGUGAUUCCUGUCGAAAAGGUUUCUUUGGUUUCUCUUCCUGGGGAUGCAGAGCAUGUAACUGUGACCCUAUGGGCUCCAUCACCAUGCAGUGCCACAGCAAUGGGACAUGCUCCUGCCGGGAGGGGUUUGUGGGGAACAAGUGUGACAAAUGUGAGCUCAACUACUUCAAAAACAGAGCCACACAUCAGUGUGAAGAAUGUCCCAUUUGCUACAGCCUUGUGAGGGAUCAGGCAGAGAAGCUACGGGUGAGGCUGCAGAGUCUGGAGAAACUGGUGGAGCACUACAGCUGCAGGGGCCGGCAGGGCCUACAGCACCAGGCUCUGCAGGGGGAGGACACCCUUCCCAAUGCGCUUGAGGACUUCCUGGCUAUUCAAGAGGCCCGGGAGGCCUUUGUCAGCCAGUUUACGCAGCUGGAGACAUCUGCGCAGACAUUGGCGAUCCAACUGGGCGGCAUCGCCAAGGCGAUGAACUGCAGCAGUGAGGAGAAUGAGGAGCAGGGGCACAUGAGGGUGUGCGGGGCUCUGACACGCCCUGCAGCCUCAGCCAGCGCCGCCCAAGCACAGCUGAGAAAGGCGGUUCACACACUGGGUAACAUGGUAAUUCCUUUUGAAGUCCCGACGAAGCCAAACCAAUGGAAUAUGCUGGUGAAUGAAUCCCAGGUCCUGGGAAAAAGUCACAAAGAAGCAGCUAGUCACAUUGAAUCAAUAGCCGAGAAGGCUUUGAUGGCGUCAAACCAGACCUUCUCGCUUUUGAUGGCCCUUCUAGAGGAUAAUUCCACUGAGGUGCACAUUAGGAGCCUAACAGAGCAGCUCCUGGAAAUGCAUCAAGCUAAAGAGAACCUGACAGCACAGGCAAAUGAGACACUGUCAGAGGCCAAGGGGGUGUUCAGAUCCAUUCAACAAGAUUCUGCCCAGAUUGCUGGUGCCUUGGUCAAUUUCACCUACUCUGUGCAGCAAGGGACAAAUGAUUCCCAACUCACCUUGGUCCAGGAACAAACAGAGGACCUGAUCAACAGAACUGGGGAGUUAAACCUGCAGGCCCAAUCCAAAGAGGAGCUGGUCCUCAAGAUCGAAGAGGAGCUGGCAGCUCACAUCGAGAGCAUGCAGAAGCACACGGAAACUAUCCAGAAGUUCGACCAGCUGUCAGCGCGGAUCCUGGAGACCAAGGCUGCCGCUCUUUCUUCCGUGGUGAAGGGGAAAGAGGUUGAAUCUGAAUCCUCAGCGCUAAUGAAAGAACUCGAAGACAUGAAGAAAGAGUGGCCUCGAACGCAGGCCCAGACAAAAGCUGCCGUGAAGAAGGAGAGAAUGGUGGAGGAGAAUAUUCUGGGAGAUGCCAGGAAAAAGGCAAAGCAGGCAGAAAGGAUUGUGAAACUCGCACUGGAGAAUUCCACCCUAUCCAACAGCACAGCCUCCCAAGCAAAGAGCCUCUCAGAUACUGUCGCCAGUGAAGCAAAGGAUACUUGCUCCCAGGCAAAAUCAACCAAGAGAGCAGCUGCGCAGCUGAGCUCCUCAGUGGACGCAGUUCUGCAGCAACUGGAAUACCAGGAGCGCAGAACUGCAGAGGUGCAGAUGGAUGGCACUAAUGAGACUGAAGAUACAGUGGGUGGCAUGAGAGAGAGCAUUGAAGCUGCAAAACUCAAACUGGAGAACUAUUCCAUGACACUCACAGAACUGCUUAGUAAAAUUGAAAGGGAGGUGGCCACUGAGAAGUUUGACAGAAUCCUGAGGGAGACAGAGAACUGGCUCGGCUUCCUGAGACACAGUGUGGAGAGCCCAGCCCUGAGCGGGAAGAUGCAGGCUCUUCACGACGCGGCACAAGACCAGGAGGCCCAGAUCCUCCAGGUGGACCGAGACAUUGAGGAAAUCAAAGAGGAAAGGCGCAGCCUGCAGGACAUCGUGCUCCACUUGCCCCAGGGCUGCGCGGAGGUGUCAAAGGUCUAAAAACAGUGAGAAGAUCGCCGAGCAGACAAUCAGUGGUCAGACAGCAUGAUGUGGUGUGCUCUGGAUUGGAUGACCUCUGACCUCUGGGAGAGAGCAAUAACAGUGGGAGCAGAAUAACCCUCUCCCUGCUGUUUCUACACUCAUCAUUGAACCCUUGCAUUACUUCCAAACAGGGACUGAUGCCAGUUAGAUAUACAAAGUAAUGCAAGCGUCACAUGUGGCACUGCUUUCUCACUUCUCCAGUUCUGGAAUAAACGCAUUGAGAGAAAGCUUUAUGGAAGACUGUUACUGUGGAUGCUCUAUAUUGCAUUCCUUUUCAUGGUUUUGCAAUGUCGUUUGAUUAAUUCAAGAACAACUAAAACACUUCUGUGAAACCUGAGACUCCAGCAUAUUCAUUCAAGUUAAAAUAAUGUUGAUUUAGGAAGGGGAUUAGUGGAGUUCUGCCUCAUCUGUUAGAUUAAUUUCAAAGUGAGCCAUUUCUAAUCAGUGCGGUUAAAUUAAAAAUAAGGCCUUUACCCUCUAUACACUCCCUAACUAGGAACAGAGACUCAGUUUGGCUUCCUAUUUUGAAGUCUUUUAUUCAAUUAUCUGCUACAUAAUGGGAAAGCAAUGCAUUCCAGCUCCAAUCAAAGCAUCGGAGAAGUUUAAUAGAAGAAAUAUCUGCUGAAUAAUGGAUCUGUUUCAAUUUGUCCAUUCAGACAUAUGAAAUGGAAGCCCUCUACUGACUGACCUUGUUCAAUCUCACAUAUAAAUAUAAUUUUUUUGAUGAGCAUAAUUAAAUUAAUGUUCUCUGAUUUUUGAGAACAGCUUUUUAAAUUGUAAGUGAAGGGAAAGGUGGAAGGGGUGGGGAGAUCGUAUAUUUUAAUCAUUUUAAUUCUUUUCAUUUUACUGUUGGUCUUCUGGUUAGUCAGGGUCGUCCAUUACCCAUAUUGUCCACAUGGUGGGGCUAUUACCCGCUUAGGAAAGAAGUACAUGCAUCACAAACAUACAUCUGAAAUAAAAAUACAUUCUCAAAUCUUAACCCUGAACACACUGUUUGAACUGGAUAUUCACUGUGGAUAUUUAUAUUUUAUUUUGGAUAUAACAAAUGUAGCAUUCAUAUGGUUACAGGUUCAUUUAACAUAAAAACAACAACAACAAAAAGUUUACAUGAGGGGUUCACAUUUACAUACAAAAAUCUUCAUAACAGUGAUGAAAACAAAUACCAGAACAUAUUUACCAUUGUAUAAUUACUGGAAUUAUCAUUGAUUUCUUAUGUGUAAUAUUCCUACUGAAUGUUUAAUUCAUAUCAGGAUAAAUAAAACAACUUUUCACAACC
Messenger RNA from Anguilla rostrata (American eel), 6279 nucleotides. RefSeq names its product laminin, gamma 3 (gene lamc3). Gene Ontology annotation, biological process: substrate adhesion-dependent cell spreading; animal organ morphogenesis; tissue development. The record is from RefSeq and is a predicted model, not a curated record. The coding region runs from base 183 to 4961 and encodes 1592 amino acids. The transcript has 28 exons. Lineage: Eukaryota; Metazoa; Chordata; Actinopteri; Anguilliformes; Anguillidae. Gene Ontology annotation, cellular component: basement membrane.